Molecule: messenger RNA, 3157 nt
Organism: Thermothielavioides terrestris NRRL 8126
Lineage: Eukaryota; Fungi; Ascomycota; Sordariomycetes; Sordariales; Chaetomiaceae
Exons: 8
Coding region: 362-3010 (882 amino acids)
Biological process (GO): attachment of GPI anchor to protein
Cellular component (GO): GPI-anchor transamidase complex; membrane
Molecular function (GO): serine-type endopeptidase activity
Source: RefSeq, a predicted model, not a curated record
CGAAAACUUUGGUCUCGGGUCAAUGUCUGUUCCUUGCUUUUAGACGAAAUGACGACAAACGCACGACGGAAUACACUAAUGCAAUGAGAAACACGACAACCCGGAUUCACCUAACUUUCCCCAUCAUCUACCCGUGAUCUCGCCGCGCUCGAAUCUGCGAACCCUCCCUCUGCCAUCCCCGGUUCGGCACGCCAGCGCAGCGCGUUCCUUCCCGCCUCCGCAAGACCGUGUCUCGUCUCUGCGGCCGCAUCCCCGCCAGCUACACCCUCAGGCAGAGAGGACAAAGGGGCCGUGCCCGUAGCAGGAAGGCUUCUCGUCGGAGAGAGGUGGCCACGUCGCCCAAGCACGCUAGCGGCCCAGGAUGCCGACCGUCAACACGCCGGGGCUCAGCCUCCAGCGGAUCUACUCGUACGUCAACCGGCUGCCGCUGUUCACGCGGCUGGUCGUGGCGGCGAUAGUCCUGUUCGAGGCCGCGGCGAUCUUGCUCGGGAACUGGUGGGAUGUGCGGGCGUGGGGCGCGCUGGCGCCGGAUGAGUUGGGGUUUGGGUCGUUAUAUCGGACGAAUACCUACCCGCUCAUACACACCGACAUGUUCCAUUUGAUUGUCAAUUUGGUGUCUGUCACUCCGAUGCUGGACAUGUUUGAGCGCGAGCAUGGCACGCUUACGACGCUGGCGUUGUUUAUCGGCCCAUUGUCGACCUUGCCGGCUCUCUUGUACGUCGGAGCCGAGAAGUAUGUGUUGGGGUUGCAUUCACCCGUCAUGGGAGCUAGCAUCUGGGCCUUCCUGCUGGCUGCCAUCGAGGCCGUCCGCAUGCAUCGGGUCCACCCCUACUUCGUCAUCGCCGGGCAAAGCUUCCCAGUCUGGGCGACUCCGCUUGCGGCUCUGGUAGUCACGAUGGUGUUGUGGCCCAAGACAAGUGCGCUGGGGCAUCUGUGUGGGCUAGCAGUCGGGUAUAUCUGUGGACUGGGGCUCCUCAAGUACCUGGCACCGCCGGAAAAGGUGCUGCGUUGGAUCGAGGGGAGGCUCAACCUUCUGGGCAGGCUGCCGCACUACGUGAGUGUGGACCAGAAGACGCACGGGCGGUUCGGCGUGUUACCCAUGUCGAAUCUGGGAGCAACACCGGUGCUGAUCAAUGCUGCGACAGCCAGCGCGCUGCAGCUGCGGCGCGACCCGCGGAUCCUGAAGCUGCCGCCGUACCUGUCGCUGCUCUGCAUCGUCGUCGGCGUCGCCUGGCUCUUGCUCCUCCCGCUCGACCAGUACUCGCGGAGGACCUAUAUUUCGGAGAACGCCCUGCUGCCCGGCCAGGUGCACACGUACUUUAGCGGCAGCGACCAAAAUGUGUUUCGGGCCUACAAACACGAGGUGAAUGCGCUGGUGGGCAAGAGCAACGCCGAGAUCAACGACAAGCUCGAACCCAUCGUCAAGGGUCUUGGCCUCAAGACGGCCCGGCAAAACUUCACGUACCAUGCCGCCGGACACACCUACGCGGGCGAGAACCUCUACGCGAUCCUGCAGGCGCCGCGGGGCGACGCGACCGAGGCCAUCGUGCUGGUGGCCGCCUGGGAGAACGUCAAGCACGAGAUAAACCGCAACGGCGUCCCGCUCGCCCUGACCCUGCUGCGCUACUUCAAGCGCUGGUCGCUGUGGUCCAAGGACAUCAUCUUGGUGCUGACGCCGGACAGCAUUGCCGGCCCGCAGGCCUGGGUUGAUGCCUACCACGACGCCCACGAUCCGUCCCGCGUUGCCAGCCUGCCGCUCAAAGCCGGCUUGCUGCAGGGCGCGAUCGCCAUCGACUACGCGCAGGAGAGCCGCUUCGACAGCGUCCACAUCGUCUACGACGGCGUCAACGGCCAGCUGCCCAACCUGGAUCUGAUCAACUCGGUCGUGCACAUCGCCGGCGGCCAGAUGGGCAUUGGCGUUGCGCUGCAGGAGAUGUGGCGGCAUGACAAUGGAUACUCGGACCGGCUGCGCACCAUGCUGCGCGGCAUGCUGAAGCAGGGGCUCGGCCUGCCCAGCGGGCCCCACAGCAGCUUCAUCCCGUACCACGUCGACGCGGUGACACUGCAGCCAUUUGGCGAGGGCUGGCAGGAUGAGAUGGCCAUGGGCCGCGUCAUCGAGGGCACUUUCCGGAGUCUCAACAACCUGCUGGAGCACCUGCACCAGAGCUUCUUCUUCUACCUGAUCAUGCACCGCGAGCGCUUCGUCAGCAUCGGCACCUACCUGCCCAGCGCGAUGCUGGUGGCCGCCAACUUCACCAUCAUGGCCAUAGCUCUCUGGGUGAAAAGUGGCCAGGCGCCCGAGGCGGCGGCGUCGAAAUCAAAGGCCGACACCACCACAACUCCCCCUCCCACUCCCACCGUGGAGCGCGACCUCUUCUUGCCGCUAGGCGUGGUCGCCCUGAUCCAGUCGCUGUCCAUCGUCCCGCUCUACCUCUUCAACCACGCCCCAGAAAGCAUCCUCACCCCGCUCUUCAUAGCCUUCACGCUCAUCAACACCGCCCUGCCCUCCGUCCUCUCCCACCUCCUCACCCAAACCUACGCCCCGACCGCGCAGCAGUACCAGCUCGUCAAGUCCUUCUCCCUGCUCCUGCUCGGCAUGUUCCUCUCCUCGCUCGCGACCCUCAACUUCUCGCUGGCCCUGCUCACCGGCCUGCUCGCGGCACCGCUGUCCUUCGCCGGGCCCUGCCGCAGCCGCCGCACCACCACCUGCCGCGCCGCCGCAGCCGUGCUGCUCCACGCCCUCGGCCCGCCCGCCGUGCUGCUCGCCGCCGCCGCCUACUCGCGCGCCGGCGUCGCCGCCGUGCUGCGCGAGGCCGCCGUCGGCUGGCACGUCUGCGGCACUUACUCGCCGCUGGUCGUGUGGUGCGUGUGGUGGCCUGCCUGGUUGGCGACGAGCGUGGUUGUGCUUGGGAAGGGGGAGGACGGCGACGGCGAUGGGGAGGGGAAGGGGAAUGGGAAGGGGAAUGGGAAGGGGAAUGGGAAGGGGAAUGGGAAGGUCAAGACUACCUGAGGGAAUAGAGAGGGAUUUCACUUGGUUUGAAUUUUUGCGGUUAAAUAAUGGAGCUCGGAGAGUUUACUUUGGCGUGCCUGGGUUUUCAAACGAGGGAUGAGUACGCACGCAGGACAAAGCGAAGGGGGAAUUGAUACCCGUUACACU